AUCGGACAGAAUAAUGUCUACUUAUACAAUGGAAGAUAUAAUACAAACGACAGAGUACGAUUCGACUAGAGAUGACGAUUCUCUAUACGUCGCUUCGAAAUGCUGGAAACGCCUUGUGGACGCUGCUAUCAAAACUGGCUACAGAGAAGGGAUACAAGACGGAGCAGACUCUGUGCUGCAAGAGGGAUUCGAUAUUGGUUACAAAGACGGUUUCGAGACCGCUUUCACUUUAGGAAGGUACAAGGGUCUGGCUGUCGCUUCAACGCUCACAUUAGAACAUCCCACGGAUGUGGCAGCUGUUCUCAAAAGAGCCAGACGCGGUGCAUGCUGGAUAUGCGAGGUGGAAUCGCGAAAUAAAACUUCCAAUUUGCAUGAAAAAGCUCCAUUCUCCGAAGUCCUAAACGAACAGAGAGAACACUCUGCAGAAACAAUAAACAGGCUACAUGAGUAUCUUGAACCAAUCUUGAAGAAAUCGGGCAUUGAAAUCAAUUCAACUCUUUAGAUAUAUUUAAGCAAUUUACAGAUUUACCG
Messenger RNA from Trachymyrmex cornetzi, 531 nucleotides. RefSeq lists its product as uncharacterized. The transcript is spliced from 2 exons. Bases 14 to 502 code for a protein of 162 amino acids. The record is from RefSeq and is a predicted model, not a curated record. Lineage: Eukaryota; Metazoa; Arthropoda; Insecta; Hymenoptera; Formicidae.